Saccharomyces paradoxus is the source of this 2862-nucleotide messenger RNA. RefSeq names its product Rsn1p (gene RSN1). The coding region runs from base 1 to 2862 and encodes 953 amino acids. Lineage: Eukaryota; Fungi; Ascomycota; Saccharomycetes; Saccharomycetales; Saccharomycetaceae. The record is from RefSeq and is a predicted model, not a curated record. The transcript has a single exon. Gene Ontology annotation, molecular function: calcium-activated cation channel activity. Gene Ontology annotation, cellular component: plasma membrane.
AUGAAUAGUACUAAUAGUACUAAUAGUACUACGACAGCUACUAGCACUAACACGUCAACUCAACAAGUCGUUACGGCUUUGGUGAGUAAUGGUGCUAUUUUUGGUGUUUUCGUUGUAGCUUUCUUAAUUUUGCGUAUAAAACUAAAAAGGAUUUAUGAGCCUAAAUCGUCGUUUAAUCUUAUAAAUGAAGAAAAGAAGCCAGAACCGCUACCACAAGGUAUAUGGCAAUGGUUGAAACCGUUGUUAAAGAAAUCAGACAAUUUUGUCAUUCAACAAGCCGGUCUAGAUGGAUAUUUUUUUUUGAGGUACCUUUUCAUCAUUUCAAUUUAUUGUGCUGUCUCCAUGGCUUAUAUAUUCCCUAUUUUGUUGUCCAUUAACGCCAGUAACGGUAACCAUGAAAGCGGAUUGAAUCAAUUGGCCUAUCAGAACGUCAAACACCGUGGUAGAUACUUUGCACAUGUUUUCUGCGGAUGGAUUUUCUUCUGGGGGUUCCUUUACAUUAUUUAUAGAGAAUUGUAUUUUUAUACCUCUAUGAAGCAAGCUGUAUUAGCGUCCCCACGUUAUGCUAAAAAAUUAUCCUCGAGAACCGUCCUUUUUCAGACUGUCCCUAAGCAAUAUUUGAGUGAAGAAGAAUUUUCUAAGUUGUUUGAUGGUGUUAAAAGAGUGUGGAUCGCGAGAGGUUCUGGUUCGAUCGAAGCAAUGGUCAAAACAAGAGACAACAUGGCCAUACAGUUGGAAGGUGCUGAAACGAAAUAUCUGAAGGCAGCAUUGAAAAAAAUCAAGAAAUUGAACAAGAAAAGUCCGCAAUUAUCUGUAUCAGAUAAUAUUGCUGAAUACGUCCCCGAUAAGAAAAGACCACACCAUAAAAUUAACAAGGUUGCUAAAUUUUUUUUUGGUAAAAAAGUUGACACCAUAUCCUAUAUUAAGGAGGAGUUACCCAAAUUGAACCAAAAAGUAAAGGCAUUACAAGAGGAUCACGAAAAUUCCUCCCCUUUCAACUCCGUUUUUGUGGAGUUUGAAUCCCAAUAUCAGGCCCAAGUUGCCGCCCAGAUCACCACGUACCAUGCUCCACUUUUUAUGACGCCUGCAUAUAUUGGUAUUGAGCCGUCCGAUGUCGUUUGGUUUAAUUUAAGGAUGUUCUGGUGGGAAAGAUUAGGAAGGGAAGUCACUUCUGUUUCAGCAAUUAUCGCGCUAGUCAUAUUAUGGGCUUUCCCAGUAGCUUUUGUUGGUAUGAUAUCUAAUGUUACUUCCUUGACUAAUGAACUGAAGUGGUUAAGGUUCAUUUAUAAAUUACCAAAACCAUUAUUGGGUUUAUUAACGUCUUUAGCCCCAACUGUGGCAUUAGCCGUUUUAAUGAGUCUUUUGCCGAAAUUUAUUAGGGCUAUGGCUAUUACUCAAGGCGCUGCAUCUAAGCAAAAUGUGGAACAUUUCACUCAACAAGCUUAUUUUGCCUUUCAAGUUAUUCAGGUCUUUUUGGUUACCACUUUAUCCUCCGCCGCUACUUCCACAGUAACGGAAAUUGUUAAAGAGCCCACAAAGGCUAUGGAUUUAUUGGCUUCUAAUUUGCCAAAAGCUUCUAAUUUUUUCAUGUCGUACGUUAUUUUACAAGGUCUCUCCAUUUCAUCAGGUGCUCUUUUACAAAUUGUUCCGUUAAUCCUCUUUUAUGUUUUAGGUGCCUUUUUAGAUGGUACUGUCAGGAAAAAAUGGAAUCGUUUUUGUGGGCUAUCGAGUAUGCAGUGGGGGACAACUUUUCCAGUUUAUACAAACUUGGCGGUUAUCACUUUUUCGUACUCCAUCAUUUCUCCGUUGAUUUUGUUAUUUGCUGCCGUUGCGUUCUUCCUGUUGUAUGUCGCAUAUUUAUACAAUUUGACUUAUGUCUAUCAAGAAUCAUCAGACGCAAGAGGUAUUUAUUAUCCAAGAGCUCUCUUUCAAACUAUAGUUGGUAUCUACAUUGGUCAGAUAUGUCUAUUAGGUCUUUUUGUCGUUGGUAAAGGUUGGGGUCCAAUCGUUUUACAAGUGAUUGGAAUUUGUAUUACCGUCCUUGUCCAUUUACAUUUAAGUGCUGCCUUUGAUCAUUUAUCAAAGGUUAUACCUGUCGAUACCAUGAAACCGCUAGAUGGUAUAUCAGACACGCCUUCUUUCAAAAAUAUUUAUAAAGGCAUAGAAAGUACGAAGGUCAAGAAAAAUGCUUUUGGUGCAAAUAUUGACAUGGACGGAGUCAAAGAAUUGCCUGAAUUUCCAAUAAAGAAAUAUCACAAGAGGAGUGAAUCAGUCACAGAGAAACAAGUCGAAAAUAGCGUAUUUAGUGAAAAUACAUUUGAAUAUCAAUUCAACCCAACAAAUGAAGCAAAUGCAGAUGGCCACGCUAUAAAUGCAGAAAAUUUAAUCGAAGACGUUCCAUUAUUAGCAGAUGGUGAUACAAUGAAAAUUCCUCCGGCACCGUGGUGGAAAAGGUUCUUGAAACCUCACAUCUACUACUCUUACAAAGCUGUAAAGAGCAGAUUGCCUGAAAUAUAUGGUUUGGUUGAUCCUGAUGAAAGAGUUAAUGAUUUUGACAUCGCUCACGCCUACGAUUAUCCAGCCGUUAGCGCACAAUGCCCCGAAUUAUGGAUUCCUCGAGAUCCUUUUGGAUUUUCCAAGUCGUUAAUUUCAGACGUUGCUGGCGUUGUUGAAAUGAGCGACGAAGGUGCUACCAUCAAUGAGAAUUUACAAUUUACUCUGCGCGACGUGCCACCGUUGUACCAAGACGUAAAAGAUGAAACUGCAGGUGAAGCAAAUGGCGAAGUUGAAACAGCUAGUAAGGAAAAUAAUCCAUUUGCAGACCCAAAGUAUAAAGAAGAAGAGAGCCGUUCUGCAGUUUAA